Molecule: messenger RNA, 6739 nt
Organism: Macrosteles quadrilineatus (aster leafhopper)
Lineage: Eukaryota; Metazoa; Arthropoda; Insecta; Hemiptera; Cicadellidae
Product: E3 ubiquitin-protein ligase RNF144A-like
Exons: 9
Coding region: 375-1766 (463 amino acids)
Biological process (GO): ubiquitin-dependent protein catabolic process; protein polyubiquitination; positive regulation of proteasomal ubiquitin-dependent protein catabolic process
Cellular component (GO): ubiquitin ligase complex; cytoplasm
Molecular function (GO): ubiquitin conjugating enzyme binding; ubiquitin protein ligase activity; zinc ion binding
Source: RefSeq, a predicted model, not a curated record
GUGACAUCUGUCAAAAUUUGAGUUGGCUAAUACUUGCCAAAACAUUGGUUAAAGUGAUGUUGUAAGUGUUUUGAGAUACUCCAAAUUUUGUUAAUCAUCGUCAUGGAUCCAAAAUAUAUCAAGUCGUUUUCUGUGUGUUGGUGUACACUUAAGUGUUAAAUUUAAGAACUGGGUUAUAUGUUUGGUUAUUGAACUAGGUAAUCUGAGACAGGACGUGCUGUGCUGUUUUCCACUGUAUCGUGAUUGGAUUAAUGUUCGGAGAGAACAAUGUAUCUUAAAGGCAACUUCAUGUCCAUAAAUGCAGGUCUCGUGAUGCGCAGUUCAAGAGAAGGGAUGCCGCCUACAAGAUCAUACAAUAGUUAGGCCGGGUGGGGAUGGCUGCCAGCUCCUGCGCGGAGGUAGCGGCGGCGGCGGCGGGUGACGGAGGCGGCAGUCUCGGCGUAGCUGCGGCGGCAGCGGCAUCGUCAGUGCGAAGGUCCAAGUCGCGUCGAGCAUCGUGGGAGAGCGAGCUCCAGUCACGUCGGGCCGUGGUCGCCCGCAGUUGGUACGGAGGGUACGGCGCGCUCCCGGAGGAAGAGGAGGACGAGGUAGAGGUAGCGAGGAAGUUGGUGAUGCCUAGCCUGAAAAACCUCGUCUCCAUGGCGACGCUGAGUAGAAGAAGAUCUUCGUCGACGACGGCGUUGAACUCCCAGGAAGUGCGGAGUGUUCCGUCGUCGGCCAAGUCGGUGACGGCGAUCCCUCUACUUCGCGAACCCCUGAGGAAGUGCGAGACGGCGGUGACGUUAUCCACCAUGGUACCCCCUGUGAGACCCGUCAACAGACUGAGGAUGUCCAACAUGUGCUCCAGGUGCUCCAGUAUACUGUCUAUGGCCAGUAGCUCCAGAUACUCCAUCAACACCACGGGCUUCGUCAAUGUGAGUGAACGUAGCAAUGUGAUGUGUAAACUCUGUCUCAAUGAGGUUCCUCAACACCUUACGUGGACGCUGCAGCACUGCUCGUGUACCUUCUGUGUAGAGUGUAUGCGAGCCUACGUUGAGUUUGAGAUUGGAGAGGGUGCGUAUGAGAUCUCAUGUCCGGACGCUCUCUGUGAGAAGCAAGGAGUCAUGUCUCUCAACGAGAUAGAACGACUUGUGCCUGAGGAGAACUUCGAGAAACACAAGAGGUUCAGGCUCAACAGAGAGGUAGAGCUAGACAAGAGCAGGACUUGGUGUCCGAGUGCUGGCUGUGAGACUGUGUGUACUGUGUGCUCUACUGCAGAGAGAUGUGUACCACAGUCAGUCCAUUGUCCUACCUGUGAGACAGACUUCUGCAGUAAUUGUCGAGCCGCCUGGCACCAGGGUGUGCCGUGCCGGCCAGAGGACCUUGCACAGCCAAUACCAGGAAUCACGUUUGACUCUGAGCUGAUCAAGUGCUGUCCAAUGUGUGCUGUGCCGAUAGAGAAAGACGAGGGAUGUGCACAGAUGAUGUGUAAACGCUGUAAACACGUCUUCUGCUGGUACUGCCUCGCUUCCCUAGACGACGACUUCCUAUUGCGGCAUUAUGACAAGGGUCCAUGCAAAAACAAACUAGGACACUCUAGAGCUAGUGUGAUCUGGCAUCGGACGCAGGUGAUUGGGAUCUUUGCUGGCUUUGGUAUCCUGCUGCUUGUAGCCUCACCCCUGCUCCUGCUGGCAGCUCCAUGCAUCGUCUGCUGCAAGUGUAGGGUGUGUAGUGGAGGCGGCCGACUCGACCCUGACGAGGAACUGCCGGACGACAACGGCACGUGAAACUCUCCUGAUACUCGAGCAACGGAACUGCUCGAGCAUUGGUAACCAGGUGGUCGCACCCAGAGUCUACAGUACUCAUCGGAGACGCAAAACAUAGGCAAAGAGAAGUUUUAAGGAGAAAGGCGUUGGUAUCGACUGUUCAAUUACUUCAGUAUGUUUAAGAUUUUGUAAUUUGGUAGUAGACAUCCCAAUGGACCAGCCAUAGCCAAUUUUGUAUUGAAAAAGAACAUGUUUGAAUGAGCCACUCAGUGUGCUAAGCUUACUUAUUUUUGUUCCUUGAUUUUUAUCGACAUAGUGUGACAUUAGAGAUGUUUACAAUAAGUUAUCCCGUUAUAGUUCGGCCGCUUAGAAAACGACCUGCGUGCUAAUGCUAAACCAAUGCUGGAGGAGGUCGCUUUCUAAGCGGCCGAACUAUAGUUUGGUUUGGUUAAAAGUUGGCGCAAGUGGCUUCUGUUAUUUACAUUAGAGAAUUCUGUCACUGGCUCAAUUCAACAAAGUUCAUUUUUAUUCUGGAACUGGCUCAGACUUGAGCAUGAGCAUGGAAUGCCCAGUUCUAUGCAUAGUCAAAGGUUUAAGAUAGGUAAUAGUUCAUUAAAUGAUUUGCAACAAGAUCAACCAAGAACAGAUGGUUUUACAUUUUAAAGAGUUUUAGCUUUAUAAAAGACUUUUUACACAGCGUGUUGUCUAAAUUGUAAACAUUUAUUCAUAGGUCUGUUAAACUAUUAAUAAGUUUUUCUUGUUAUUAUUAAACAUGUUUUGACCUCUUUACCUUGUAGUUAUCGUUAAGUUACAAUUACCAUUACGAUACAUUCAGUUGCUAAAUUUUUAAUUCAGUUCUUGUAAUACAUAAUGUACCAACAAGUAAUUUAACGUUACCAUUUAUUUGUUGUUGACAGUUUUUAUGAGAAGUUUUUAUAAAUAACCUUAUAAUUGUUCAAGUUAAGUUUUGACAAAACGUUUUAUUACAUUUUCGCACAAAAUUAUGUUUAACCUUGUUAUGAACACAAUAAUUUGUUUACAAACAAAAUAAUUAAACAGUAGAUAAUGUACUUAACAAUGUCCCUGUUAAUCAUGAGUUGAUUUAAACUUUACUGUUACUUAUUUUAACCACACUGCCUUUUAUACCUUUCAAAUGAAUAUGGAAACUAAACUUAUGAUAUUGAGGGUCGAACAAAAUCCAACCAUGAACUGCUGUGAAGUGUGAGACGUUUUUGUUACAAGUGAAAAUGUUUUGGACUCAAGUUAAAAAAUAAGUUGUAUAUACUUUGUAAAAAGUGCAAGAAGAUUAAUAGUUUUGUUUAAUUUGUAAAUACUAAAUACAUUAACAUGUAAAUGAAGUCAUGUAUUUUAGGAGAAUUAUUUGGCAGGAGGGUUUAGGUGUUUUACAAGUAACAAUUAGCUAUCAGUACAAUAUUUUAGUUGUUUACCCAAUAACUUCCUCAUUUACAGUUAAAUUCACAAAAUUAGAAGUAAAUAACUAAGCAGAUAAAAUAAAGUGCUUCCAUUUUUUAAUCAAUAAUCGAGUGGUAAACUAAUGCUCCUGCCAAGUUUAACAUACAAUGCUGUAAAUAGUUUAAGUGCAAUUUUAGAAGUUAACGAGAGUUAACAAGGCUGUGAGUGGGUAGAGACUUAAUUUUUUUCUUUCCGGGUGUCAUGUACUUAACUAGUAGUGUUGCGAUGAUGAUGCACAAAACUGUUGGAUUGCUUUUGGUUUCAACCUUAAAGAUUUUACUUCUGAUUCUUGAAAAAGUAAAAAACAAAAUAUUUAAUGAAUUUUUGUUAUGGAUUAAGUCAUUGACUAAUAGUCAAAGAUUUAGUUCUUUGUAAUACAGAGAAUGUUGUCAAUUGUUGUUCUCUAAAUACCAGCAGCUGACACGGGCUCUUGACUAUCACAUCCAUUAUUGCUGUGUAGUUUAAGUGUUAUAUAUUUCAUUAAACAGUUUCUAAAUGUUUUCCUGUAGUACUUUUUAUGUUUUUAAAGGGAAUAGGCUACCAAACCGAGGUUGUAAAAGGUACAUUAAUUAAUAUUUUUUCUUGACAUAAGGACUCGACAAUGUCAUAAUCUAAAAAAAAGCAAAAAACAGUUCAAGUACUCAAAAUUUCAUCAACGCCAAUAGUAAAAUAUUUUAAUAAUCAGAGCGAUUCACUAACUCCAGAUUUCACCAAGUCCAAUAGCAUAAGUUUUAAAUAGUCAUCGUUUCACAAAUUCCAAUGGUAUUAAUUUAAUAAGCAGAGUGUUUCACGAGCUUCAAAAUCAACUCCAAAAGUACAGUUUCGGCCAGAAGUUGCUGCAGGGGUUGCCACAGUCAGAUUGCAGGUAAAAAUUCUUUAUUUUACCAGGCAAAGUUAGGGCCACAUGGCCCUCUCUUACACUACAGGUACCGUCCGCCAUGUUUGUGGCGUUGCUCUAGGAUUGACUAAGGGGUCAUGGGCUCCAGUCUCUUUAUCUCUAUACAAUUUAAUGUUGUUGGUUCAAUAAAUUUUAAGUGUUAAAAAGGUGUUAAGACGUUGAGUGCGGGCAAAAUCUAUUAAUGUAGUGCGUCAUGAGCACUCCUAUCGGCCUGCAUCUAUAGAUGUAGUUGUGCCACUCUCACUACAUUAGUUCAUUAUGAGCUCAGCCGUUGCCAGGGAACGUUAUAAUCGUUGCCAGGCUGUAGCUUAGAAUGCAAGCUUUAAUUUGGUGUAGGUUGGUACUAAAAAUUCCUAUAAAAUCCCGUCUAACAAUGCUUUUGUCCUGGUUUUGGGGAUUUUUUCUAUUCAAGCCAUAUUUCAAAGACACUGGCUAUAGAUCCAGGCAGUGCUGCUACCUUUGGGUGUUUCAUUGAUCUACGCCCACUUUUGGGGUAACGCAGCACAAUCACCACUGCUCUUUUGUGAUUCGUCAGUCUGAAAUAUUUGAAUGCCAAUUGCGAUUGCUGAUUUAUUGGCGAGCCGGGGUUUUGCCCGGGCCUCGCCGCCAUUGGCGAGCGUCUGUUAAAAAGUUUUCAGCACUCAAUGUGUUAAUUUGUACGUUAUUGGGAUUCACCUUUUCAAUGUUGAGCUUGGCAUUGUAAACACUUCUAUUUCAAAAAAAUUAUUUGUUAACACUCAUAGUAGAGACUUUGACUUUAGUAUAAAAUAUUGAGGCGUGAAAUCUGGAGUUUGUGAUUUUUAAUAAUUUAGCCUACUAUUAGAGUUGGUAAAAUUUGAAGUUAGUGAACCUCACCCAUCAGUUGUAAUACUGUAGGCCUACUAAAAAUAUUUUGACUUGGCACUAUUCAAAAAUAGGUUCCUCAUUUAAUUUUACUACAAGUUUAAUUUAGAAUUAUCAACCUGUUUAGUCGAGUUUGAAGUUUAAAUAUUUCAACAACAAAUAAGAUAGCUAUAGUUUCUACAAGACCUGUAUGUCAAAUGAAAUUGAAAGAAAAGAAAUCUAUUCUUUAUAGUUGAAACUUUGAUAUUUUCAAAAGCAAUCCACCAGUGUUUAGCAAUCAACUCCUAUUGGCUACUAGUGAGUAGAAAUAACCUUUAUUAACUGGAAUACUUUAAAUUUGUACCACUUAACUGGAAAUAAGUUAGCCUAAUUCUUUAGCUCUAGAUUCUUGACACAGUAAAAAAUAUAUUCUGGAUUUUCCCAUUAGUGGAAAAAUCUUCCUUUAAGUCGACCUUUAGGGUUUGGAAUUCUUCCUUUUCAGUUAGGUUUUAAGCUCAGUAGAGUAUGGUAAUAUAAUAAUUAUUGCAGUGGACAUAUAGUUGUAUUACCUAUCAAUUUUACUUUAAAAUCUGUGGUUUGAGGUUAAUAAUUCCUCCUCUUGUUAAAAUAUCUACCAUAAAAUAAUGUAUUGUUGUUGGCUUCAUUCCCAACCGUUUCUACUUACAGUAGUUUUUUCUCCUCUGGUUUUAAACUCUUUCCCUCCAGUUUUUUAAGUCCAUCUCUUAGUUUGGCUUGAAGGACUAAACCCUAGUCUGCAAUAGUUUUCCAGUGAGUGGUACAGUAAAAAGCUUUCACUUCUAAUUUGUCUCCCCAACUAGAGAUGUACAUAUAAUGCACAUCUUCCCACACUAUAUCGACUGUACAAACUCAAUCAGAAUGUCAAAGAAAGUGUUUAGAUAUCAAUAAAAGCUUAAUACAUUGUAACUUUAAAUUUACUAUUAUCAUAAUAUGAUAUCUUAAACUGUAAUUUCUGUCAUGCUUAUUUUUUCAUCAGGAGCUAUUUAACUUUUUUCAGCUUUUUAUGCAUUUUUACUCCAUUUGAAAAUUUGUGAUAACUAUACUAGUUUUUAGGUGAGGUAGUAUUUUUUAAUAAGAUUUUUUUUAAAGCAAUGUCUUAUAUUGUUAGUUGUAAGAAUAUUAUUUCAUCUAUAAGCUUGCUUUCCAAUAAACAUUUAAUAUAUCAAAAUUAAAACUUUUGUUACUUGCGAAUCAGGAGGUUGCUUUAAUGUUAAGCUUUGUACCACUUUUUUCAAUGUUCAAAUUGGAACUGGUAGAUUAUUUCGUUAAAUUUGUUGAAAACAAGUGAUUUACUGAAAAUAAUCAGUAUAAAACAGAGUUUUUUUAUAUUUACCCAGUAUUAUUAAUGUUUAAUUAAUACCUGUUUUAAAUCAUUUUGGUAUUAAAAAUCCAAUGUUAAAUCAACUUAUUCAAACCUAAGCACAGUUAGAUGUUUUGUGUUGGUUAGUUUUGUACAGUGAUAUGUUGAGUAUAUGUUGCUGUUUUGCUAUACAGAUCAGCGAACAUCCUAAUUCUUAAACUUUGUUAGGCUGAUUUCGAGACAAUGUCUUUGUAAAAAAUGUGAGGUUGUUUUUAUUUUGCAAGUUCAGGUUGUUUUUUUUUUCUUUAUUCCAGCAGGUGAUUUUUUUAGUUAACUAAUUUAAAUGCAAUUAUCUGAUUUACAUCAGUUUAUAUUGUUUAAGAGCUUGUUAAGUUUAUAAGCAUUUGUCUAUCUAUUGUUGAAUGUUGACUUAUUAUAAUUAGGAGCAAAAUAAAUUCUCAA